UUUUCUCGACCGUUUCCUGCGGAAACAACCGGAAAUGACGAAUUUCGAUUUUUGGUGUGUUUGUGCUGCCAGCAAGACGCCGGAUUUGCUUGCAAGAAUGAUGUAUAGUGCUUACAAAACGAUUCCGAGGUUCCACUCUUCUUCCCACGUAUCGAACGUUUCCUCUGUUUUAGUUCCCCACCCCAAUUUGUGACGUCAUUCCAGGUAGUGACACUUACAACGCUUGAAACAACGACCGCUUUCUUACCGACUGUGGGUGUUGCUGCGACGUCAGUGCUUGUGAGCAUUGUUGAACGGCUGGACUGGAUGAACAAACAGCAAAGGUGUUGAUUUGAUGUAUAUGAAGAGUUGUCAGUCUGGACAUCAGAGCAACACUGACACUGUUGAUUGUUCCAAUUGUAUGAUUUGAUUCUCGAGGUAUGUUUGCUGCAGGCAACAAUCGACCCAAGUGUGCCGGAGUCCUCGUCUUUCACUACGGCUGCCCGCCGUCCGUCAUCUCCGACCAGAAAACCCUCUACAUCGUCGUCGUGAAGAAAGCCAAACAGAUCACCUACCCAUGGGGCUUCCCCAAAGGCGGCAAAGAAGCCAACGAGACCGUCCUAGAAAACGCACUACGCGAGCUAACCGAGGAAACAGGAAUCACCCAAGACCAACUAUCAUUCCUCAGUGACUUUCCCGUUCAGGAAUACAACAAUUGCGAUUUGACUGUUUUAUACUUUGUUGCCAAAUUUGUCGGCGACCCAUGGAAGCACAAGUUCAUGUACAGCGAAGACGAACUCGAGAUUGCACAGUGGAUGCCGGUCGCCGACGUGCUGAAGCCGCCAGUCAUGACCGCCAUGAAGCCGGGACGUGUGCUGAUGCUGAAGCAGACGUUAAAGCAGUUUGAAGAGAUACUUAAUCGGAAUGGUUCGUGUAUGUAGACUCAUCGGGUGUGGGGCAUGGAUCGACUUGUCGGGUUGGAAAUUAUUGCUGGUACAGUUGACUAUUACAGAUUUCAUUCUAUAACGAGCAUUAAGGGAAUUCAGUAGUGUAUUCCGUAGUGUAUACCGUAGUGUAUACUAUAGUAUAUUAGCGUAUCAUCAUUAUAGUUUGAUAUUCUAGUGUGUAGCAGAUUACAAUACAAGCAUUAUUAUUUUUAUUGCCUUGUU
Molecule: messenger RNA, 1148 nt
Organism: Corticium candelabrum
Lineage: Eukaryota; Metazoa; Porifera; Homoscleromorpha; Homosclerophorida; Plakinidae
Product: RNA pyrophosphohydrolase-like
Exons: 2
Coding region: 420-920 (166 amino acids)
Biological process (GO): ATP biosynthetic process; AMP biosynthetic process
Molecular function (GO): bis(5'-nucleosyl)-tetraphosphatase (asymmetrical) activity
Source: RefSeq, a predicted model, not a curated record